Haliotis rubra (blacklip abalone) is the source of this 594-nucleotide messenger RNA. RefSeq lists its product as uncharacterized. The transcript is spliced from 2 exons. The record is from RefSeq and is a predicted model, not a curated record. Gene Ontology annotation, molecular function: nucleic acid binding; zinc ion binding. Bases 1 to 594 code for a protein of 197 amino acids. Lineage: Eukaryota; Metazoa; Mollusca; Gastropoda; Lepetellida; Haliotidae.
AUGUCGGAACAAGACAUAGCAGAAGAAUUGAAAGAUCAAGGAGUGUCUUCGGUGAAACGUUUCACCAGAAAAAGGCCAGAUUCUACCAUUGAACAAACAAAUACCUACUUGUUCACUUUUGCGCGGUCCAAAAUACCACAGUCGAUCAAAGCUGGUUAUGUCAACAUCGGAGUGGAGGUGUAUGUCCCCAAUACACUCCGGUGCUUUAGAUGUCAGAAGUUUGGCCAUGGCUCCAAGAACUGCACUCGUCAUACGUUGACGUGGGUCAAAUCUGCUCGCCCCAUGCCAACUACACCAGUCAUCGAGCAAGAUCCAACAGACAGUCAAACAUCUCAGGCACCUUCAACAUCCCAGGCAGAGAGUCAGACGCCGUCACAACAAAUUCCACAACAAGCAGCAGCUACAACUAUAACAAAACGUGAAAGAAAGAAGUUAAACAGGAAACAAUCGUCCAGGAAUUCUUCUCAGUCAGAGGUGCCUGUCAAGAACACCUACAGUGCUCUAGACAUGGACAUUACUCCAUCAUCACAGAGUUCUGUGAGGAGUUCUUCUCCAUCACGUCCGCGUGAGAGAUCACCCAUUGAACCACCAUGA